AUGGCCACCUUCUCCCAUGGCAAGACAAGAAGUUUCUGUAUCAUUCUGGAUACCAUAUCCACUGGACGAUACGGUGGUGAUCCUGCUGAAUUUCCAGAUACUGUUUCUCUCUGCCUCAUGCAACUUAUAGCCAUCAUGGUCCUCGACCUUACAACCGGCUGGAUUUCCGGCAAUGUUGGAGAUGCAGAGGAAUUCUCGUGGUUCACUACCGCAAUAUCCCGUAAUAGCGCAUUUGCAACCAUCGUCAAUCUGACGUGCUGCGUAGUCGCCGGGAUAUACCUUGGUAUAGAUGGUGUCGCCGUUGGGGCCGAAGAUGAUGGAGAAGUCACCUUCGCUACAGAUGACGGGGAGAUGUUCAGCGAGGACAAGGAAGUGAGAGCUCCGAGACAGAAGGGCGCAAAGAGGAGAUAUGGUUAA
This is a messenger RNA of Fusarium tjaetaba, 417 nucleotides long. RefSeq lists its product as uncharacterized. The record is from RefSeq and is a predicted model, not a curated record. Bases 1 to 417 code for a protein of 138 amino acids. NCBI's taxonomy places the organism in Eukaryota, Fungi, Ascomycota, Sordariomycetes, Hypocreales, Nectriaceae. The transcript has a single exon.